AUGAACUGCAGCGAGGCGCUGCGCCUGCGGACCCUGCUCAGCCACCUGCUGCGGCACCUGCCCGGCGGGGCCAACGCCAGCCGCGGGGCCGCCGCGCCGGGGGCGGACGACGCCUACCUCUACAUCCUGCUCAUCAUGAUCUUCUACGGCUGCCUGGCGGGCGGGCUGAUCCUGGCCUACACCCGCUCCCGCAAGCUGGAGUCCAAGCACGACCCCUUCCACCUCUACAUCGAGCGCGACUGGAGCGGGCGGCACGAGGGCGCCGCGCCUCACGACGGGGCCGGCCUGGAGGGCGAGCAGCAGCUGCUGUGA
Messenger RNA from Terrapene triunguis (Three-toed box turtle), 312 nucleotides. It is a transcript of the gene KCNE5, whose product is annotated as potassium voltage-gated channel subfamily E regulatory subunit 5. Gene Ontology annotation, cellular component: membrane. Gene Ontology annotation, biological process: regulation of ventricular cardiac muscle cell membrane repolarization; negative regulation of delayed rectifier potassium channel activity; regulation of heart rate by cardiac conduction. Gene Ontology annotation, molecular function: potassium channel regulator activity; voltage-gated potassium channel activity involved in ventricular cardiac muscle cell action potential repolarization; delayed rectifier potassium channel activity. The transcript has a single exon. NCBI's taxonomy places the organism in Eukaryota, Metazoa, Chordata, Testudines, Emydidae. Bases 1 to 312 code for a protein of 103 amino acids. The record is from RefSeq and is a predicted model, not a curated record.